GCGACACUAGGUGCCCUCAGUUGCAUAACUAUGAAAUCCAUAGAGAGAUGGCACCACUGUUGCCCGGGUAUAUAUAUGGGUGCUCGCAUGAAUAAAGGGUCUUGCGUCUGGUGUGAUAUGGGUUGACAUCUGUCUCGUUCUUCUGCUGGCCAACACUACAAUUUGGCGACGAGGAUGGGAUCCGCUGCACUUUCGCCGCCGCCGCUAUUCCUCGCUACCCCGGGCACUCCAGCCAUUCCAUGGCCCCGCUGGAUACGCCUCUUCGAGAACUUCCUUCUCGCUUUUGGAGCUGCCGACCUGCCUGCGUCCCGCCGCCGAGCUCUUUUGCUACACUGCUUGGGGCCGGAAGGACAACGCAUCUUCGAUGCACUUCCAUCGCCAACUGCGCCGAACGAAGCUGCUUCAGCCACGCUCUCCGAGCAAGACGCCACAGCGACUAGUUCCCCAGGCACAUACGACGUGGCCCGCGAGACGCUGGCUCGACAUUUUGCCGACACGCGCAACGUUCGGCUGGAACGCAACCACUUCCGCGAACGCCGCCAGCUACACGGUGAGUGCAUCUCUGACUUCGCCCUCGCGCUUCGAGAACUGGCUGCCUCUUGCAAUUUCGGCGAGCAAGCAAACGAAAACAUGUGCGAUCAGUUCAUCACUGGCGUUGCAUCUCCGCAGUUACGUUCACGAUUGUUAUUGGAAGGAGACGCACUGACUUUCGAUCGUGCCGUCGAAAUUGUGCUACUUCGUGAGCGAGCUCAGCUCGAGUCUGAAGCUUUUGCUAACUCCAUUCAGCGCAUCAUACAACAGCCACGCCAACGUGACGCUUUUGGAAUGGCCAGACAAGAUAACCGGCGUUUCAGCGACAAUGGCACGUGCGUCCCAAGUCAAGCCCGCGUUCGUCAUGCUCUCCCGCCAACUUCAGACGCGGCCACCGCCGUUGUUCCGUACAGCGGAAAUUCAGGUGUCUGCGGUAAUUGCGGCACAGCAGGUUGCGAGCCGUCUGUGUGCCCCGCUCGCGGUAAGACCUGCUUCGCAUGCGGCCGCUGUGGCCACUUCAUGCGAGUCUGCCGUAGCAGCCGCAGCGCACGAGGACGACGCCCGGCUCGCGUCCGUGAAGUAGUUUCUGAACAGGACACGUCAGACGCCAUCAGCAUUCUCACUGUUUUCGAAGAUAAGCCCACGGGUGUCUACAUUGAAGUGGCACUCACGCCAAUCAACUCCAAAUCGCAACCGCGCGUUGUGAAGUUCUUGGUCGACACUGGAUCCGCUGUGUCAAUUAUACGGGAACAAGAAUUCCGAAGCGUGUUCGAAGACAGCAUACAAUUGACCAGCUCUAAGCUUACUUUGUUGGACUUCCAAGGCCGGAAGAUUCCUGUGCUGGGACAAUUUAAAGCUGGAAUCUCGUACAAGGAAAAAACGGCCGUUAUAGCAAUUCAUGUCGCACCCGGAGGGACUUCUCUUCUUGGUCUGGACGCUGUGCAAGCUCUAGAGCUACAUAUUGUGGGUGCACAGCUACGUUGCCUGCACACGGCUGCCGAAGAAGGUUCAGGUGCCAUGCUGGACGGAGCAGCCAAAACGGCACAGGAACAGCACAGCCCGCUAAGUCCACCAAAGUUCGGUAUGCCAGCUUUGCUAUGGGCAAAAUUUUGCCAUUUGUUCUCACCAGGCCUUGGCAUUGCCAAGGGCAUUCAGCACAAGGUCAAGAUAAAGUCGUCAGCCUCUCCAGUCGUGCAAAAGCUCAGACGUUUCCCACUUUCUCUGCGCAAGCCGGUUAGCGACCAGCUUGAGCAUCUUCUUUCUGAUGAUGUCAUUGAAAGGGUUAACGCUUCCGAGUGGGUUUCUCCUAUCGUUGUAGUCCGCAAGAAGGACGACAACACAGAAGAUGGCCUUCAGAUUGAAGAGGAAGUUGUGUCUCUGGUCACAUCUUCAGUUCAUGUCAAUGACCUUCGACUUGCUACAGCCGAGGAUUGCAAACUCCAGGAGGUUGUUCAUUUUGUUCAGACAUCAUGGCCAGCGAAGAAAUAUUUGACUGCUGAACUGACUCCUUACUAUGAGGUCCGGCAGGAAUUGUCAAUAGCAGAUGGUCUGCUUAUGCGCUCGGAGCGUAUUGUGGUUCCAGCCAAGCUCACUGCUACGUUUAUUCAGCUUGCCCAUGAAUCGCACCCGGGAAUUGUGAAGACCAAGCAACAUCUUCGUGAAAAGUACUGGUAG
Messenger RNA from Dermacentor albipictus, 2205 nucleotides. NCBI's taxonomy places the organism in Eukaryota, Metazoa, Arthropoda, Arachnida, Ixodida, Ixodidae. The record is from RefSeq and is a predicted model, not a curated record.